AUGGGUGCGCCAGCGGUCACCAAGAAGAUCCUCUUAGGCUCCGACCAGGGACAGGGCAUUCAGAUCAGCGGAGCAUUUGUACGAUACAACGGACGUCUGUCUCUCGAGUUGACUCUGCUCAAUCUCAGUGGACAGCAGAUGAACAAGUUCAAGAUUCAAUUCUUCCAGAACAGCUUUGGCGUGUCGCCAAUCGAGGCCAUCCUUCAGUGUGGCGCCAUCGAGAAUGGCCAGUCCAUGGAUGUCUCGGUGCCAAUCUCUGCCAACGGCCCUCCCGCACAGCCAUUGGCUCCACUCAUCAACAUGGCCAUGAUGGUGCUGCCAUCUCAGGCCAAGUUCUACUUCCAGAUGAACCUGCCCUUCCACAUGCUCUUUGUCGAGAGCGGCCAGCUUGACCGCGAGGCCUAUCUCUCGAUGCGCAAGAGCAUCCCUGAGGCCAACGAGAGGACCAAGGAUAUCCAGAUCCAAGCACCCCAAUUCGACGUGGACACCAUCCUCCGCAGACUGCACUCCAAGAAUCUGUUUGAGAUUGUCCGUAAGAAGGUACAGAACCAAGACGUCUCAUUCCUCUCGUGUAAGACCGAGAACUCUAUCUAUAUCCUUGCCGAGUUGACCUUUACCGUUGGAACUCGUGUCUGUCGUCUCACCUCCAAGUCAACUGCGAUUGAAUUCACUCCUCUGUUCGAACACACAAUGGAGAUGUUGAUCAAUGACCAACAGUACUAG
This is a messenger RNA of Acytostelium subglobosum LB1, 723 nucleotides long. RefSeq lists its product as hypothetical. Bases 1 to 723 code for a protein of 240 amino acids. Gene Ontology annotation, cellular component: clathrin adaptor complex; membrane coat. Lineage: Eukaryota; Evosea; Eumycetozoa; Acytosteliales; Acytosteliaceae. The transcript has a single exon. Gene Ontology annotation, biological process: intracellular protein transport; vesicle-mediated transport. The record is from RefSeq and is a predicted model, not a curated record.